Molecule: messenger RNA, 2681 nt
Organism: Lytechinus pictus (painted urchin)
Lineage: Eukaryota; Metazoa; Echinodermata; Echinoidea; Temnopleuroida; Toxopneustidae
Product: tubulin beta chain-like
Exons: 5
Coding region: 213-1553 (446 amino acids)
Biological process (GO): mitotic cell cycle; microtubule cytoskeleton organization
Cellular component (GO): microtubule; cytoplasm
Molecular function (GO): GTPase activity; GTP binding; structural constituent of cytoskeleton
Source: RefSeq, a predicted model, not a curated record
AUAACAAAUGACGCAUGAAACAAGUGGAUGACAACACUGAUCUUUCUCCUAAGUAGAAAAGGAUGUGCUAAUCGGGAAGGGGUUUCAUUCGAGUGCCUGGAUGUUAGAGCAGGUUGAUGCAUGCACUGCAGUGACUUGGCAUUCAGCAAACUGGAUUGCUUCAAAAUAACGAUUCGGUACAUUAUUUCUAGAGGAUAACAACUUGAACAACCAUGCGUGAGAUAGUGCAUAUCCAAGCUGGUCAGUGCGGCAACCAAAUUGGCGCCAAGUUUUGGGAAGUGAUAUCUGACGAACAUGGAGUCGAUCCUAGCGGGGCAUACAUCGGGGACAGUGCCUUACAACUGGACAAAAUCAACGUUUAUUAUGGAGUGGCAUCCGAAAAGAAGUAUGUUCCUCGCGCCAUCUUGGUGGACUUAGAGCCGGGUACCAUGGACUCAGUCCGGUCUGGCAAUUUUGGGCGACUCUUCCGACCUGAUAACUUUGUAUUCGGACAGAGCGGAGCUGGAAACAACUGGGCCAAAGGGCAUUACACUGAAGGAGCAGAACUUGUUGAUGUUGUCAUGGACGUCUUGAGGAAAGAAGCUGAGGAUUGUGAUUGUCUACAGGGCUUCCAACUUACACACUCCCUUGGUGGUGGUACCGGCUCUGGAAUGGGAACCCUCCUCAUCAGCAAGAUCCGUGAAGAGUACCCAGACCGCAUCAUGAACACAUUCAGCGUUGUGCCAUCACCCAAAGUAUCAGACACUGUUGUUGAACCAUACAACGCCACACUCUCAGUCCAUCAGUUGGUUGAGAACACAGACGAGACCUAUUGCAUUGACAAUGAAGCCCUCUACGAUAUCUGCUUCCGUACCCUCAAGCUGACCACACCCACUUACGGAGAUCUGAACCAUCUGGUCUCUGCCACCAUGAGUGGUGUCACCACCUGCCUCCGAUUCCCUGGCCAACUCAACGCUGAUCUCCGCAAACUUGCUGUCAACAUGGUUCCCUUCCCACGUCUUCACUUCUUCAUGCCUGGCUUUGCUCCUCUGACGAGUCGAGGAAGCAAACAAUACCGUGCCUUGACCGUUCCAGAGCUCACCCAACAGAUGUUCGAUGCCAAGAACAUGAUGGCUGCCUGUGAUCCUCGUCAUGGUCGUUACCUCACCGUCGCCGCCAUCUUCCGUGGCCGUAUGUCCAUGAAGGAGGUCGAUGAACAGAUGCUCAACGUACAGAACAAGAACAGUAGCUACUUCGUCGAAUGGAUCCCCAACAACGUCAAGACUGCCGUCUGUGACAUCCCACCACGUGGACUAAAAAUGUCUUCCACCUUCAUCGGCAACAGCACCGCCAUUCAGGAGCUCUUCAAACGUAUCUCUGAGCAGUUCACCGCUAUGUUCAGGAGAAAGGCUUUCCUUCAUUGGUACACUGGUGAGGGUAUGGACGAGAUGGAGUUCACUGAGGCUGAGAGCAACAUGAAUGACCUGGUUUCUGAGUACCAACAGUACCAGGAUGUCUCCGUGGAUGACGAUGGCGAUUUCGACGAAGAGGAGGAAGAGGAGGACCUUGCAUGAGUUUCACGCAAUAGGCCUAUUCGUUACUUUUAUAGCAAUGACAAUUUAAAACUUAAUUUUACUGUGCAAUAUUACGAUAUCACACUUUGAUGAGAAAGUUGAAGCUCAGAAGUGUUGGAUUUUUUUAUUAUUACUGAAUGCAUGUCGUCAGUAGGAAGAGUGUGGAAGUUAGAUACGUAUCACUGCACGUAACAUUAGUAAUGCUCCGCAUGGGCGGUACGCCAGAGGAACCCCGGAAAGGCAGGGGUGGUUAGUGAAAAGCGGGGAUAGAGGAGAAACAAUGAAAAGAAAGGAAGAGAGAUGUAGGAAGAAUGCCCAUCCAACCAACCGACACGUGAUUACUAUUCUUACAGAUAUUUUUACUUUGUAUUCAUAGAUCCCUUUUUUUUUUUUUACCAAUAAUCCAUUUUAUAAUCAUUUUAAUGUUUCCUGAACCAGAAGUGGUAGUGCCGGAACACUAUGGGGGAUUAAACGAGAGUCGUGGAGCGUUGUGGUCCAGUGGAAUAGUAAUUUGACAUUGAAACAGAUGGACGGGGGUUCGAAUCCCAACCAUGCAAUUUCAAUCGGCAAGAAAUUUAUCCACAUUGUGCUGCACUCAACCCAGGUGAGGUAAAUGGGUACCUGGCAGGAAUUUAUUCCUCGAAAUGCCACCGCGCUGUUAAAGGCUGCGGGGCUAAAGUCAGGGUAUAUCCAAUCCAGCGCAUAUAUAUAGGGACUCAUUUUACAGUGAUAUGCUAUUAUAACAUGUUUGUAUUAUUGAUAAUGUUAUAAUUUAUUAUCUUUUUUCCCUACUCCAUCGCCUUUUUUUUUCUUUAUCUUAUAGUGUCAUCCCCUUCUCCAUUAUCUUUCCAUAAAAGUUUCUCUUAAUUUUGUUACAUUUAUGGGUAUUACUGAAUUAAGUUCGGCAUUUUUUAAAAGUUAAUUUUAUCUACUUUGUAUUAUGGUACCUCGCUGGACAUAGUAAAAGCACCGAUUUGGGAACCUUCAAAUCUCUUUUGUUACUUGAAAGUAGUGUCGUCUUGUGUUUUUAAUGAAAUUCUAAACGGGUCUCAUGCAACGGUAUUGGUGAUGUUUCAUUUGUAAAAAAUAAAUAAAUAAAAUGAAUAAAUACAUAGAUUAGAAGAUAAA